UGUGCGGGGCGGGGGGCAAGAUGGCGGCGGCGCGCGGGCUGCUGGCGGCCGGGCUGUUCCGCGGGCGGGUGGCUAUCGUCACCGGCGGCGGCACCGGCAUCGGCAAGGCCAUCGCCGCCGACUUGCUGGCACUAGGUUGCAGUGUUGUUAUUGCCUCUCGUAAAUUUGAUCGAUUAAAAGCUGCUGCAGAAGAACUGAAUAAUACAUUUUCUUCCAUGAGGCCUGCCAAAGUGACUCCCAUACAGUGCAAUAUUCGCAAAGAAGAUGAGGUAGAAGCUUUGGUGAAGUCUACGCUGAGUCUGCAUGGGAAGAUUGACUUCCUGGUGAAUAAUGGAGGAGGCCAAUUUGCAAGUCUUUCUGAAGCCAUUAGUGCAAAAGGCUGGAAUGCUGUGAUAGACACGAAUCUUACAGGGACCUUCUACUGCUGCAAAGCAGUGUACAAUGCCUGGAUGCAGGAACAUGGAGGAGUCAUUGUCAACAUUACUGCUGCCGUGAGAAAUGGGUUUCCUGGAAUGUCGCAUACAGGAGCUGCAAGAGCUGCAGUGAAUAACCUAACCAAGACUUUAGCUUUAGAAUGGGCCCACAGCGGAGUAAGAAUCAACAGUGUUGCUCCUGGAUUAGUAUUUUCAGAAACUGCUGUUGCAAACUAUGGAGAACAAGGUACAGCAAUGUGGUUAAAGAGCAUACCAAAGGUUCCUGCCAAGAGGUCAGCGGUUCCUGAAGAGAUCUCUCCUGCAGUAUGUUUCCUACUAUCUCCAGCUGCUUCUUACAUAACUGGGAUAACUAUGGUCGUGGAUGGCGGCCAGAGUUUAUAUAGCCAUGCCCUAGAAAUACCUGAUCAUGACAGAUGGCCUUCACCACCAGAAGGAAAAAAUUCUGAAAUGCUUAAAAAGGUUCUUUCUGGCAAGUUCAAGCCAAAGCUGUAAAAUAAUGAGAUUUCAUCUUAUUCCCAGUUUUACUCUUGCUGAUAAUCAUACUUUGUGAUUUGGGAUUAUUAUUCUCAGUAAUAUAAUCCUUUUGCUCAUACAUUGAGUGCCUUGAUUGUCAUUGGUUUAUAUUUAAAACUCGAAAGGCUGUACAUAGCAAACUUCUUGGAAAACACUCAGUGCCCUGAAAACAUUCAGUUUCUUUGGAAGGAGAGGUAUAAAAGACACAUUCUCUAUUUGCACAGGCAUGAAGUAAUGAAGAAUCUCAGUCCAAAGUGAAUAAAAAAAAAAUACUUAUUUUGAAGUGAAGGGGGCAGUCAAGGAACAUUUCAGAAUUCUCCUAUUGUGGAUGAAUUUGGGGAGAAGGUAAUUUAGAUCUCUGUUAUUAGUUGCAUCGGUAACCCUUGAGGUAGCUGUUAGCUCUACACUAUCCCUGUUCAGCCACACACUGAGUGCUCAACAGCUAUUUUAAAUACUAAGUAGAGUAGGUAUUUCUCUGAAAAGGAUUAAAAAUAAGGCAGAAUACUGUUAUUAAUGUUUCAAACUAAUACGGCAUAUCAUAUUGGGAAUAUUUUGAAUUGUUUGCAGGUAUAACGACAUAAUGGAGUUAAGCUGGCUGCAAAUUAAAUUUGAUAAUAGAAAAAUCAGAUAAUAAACUUAAGGUUGAACAUACAGUGAUGGAAAACAGUAUAGAUUCAACAAUUUAACAUGCAAAAUCUUGAAGCAAAAGGUAUGGUGUAUAUUGCAGUGCUUUCUGUAGUAUGCUAUUCCGUUAAAGGAGAAAUUUGGAAUCCUUCAUUCGCCAGUGUUCAUUUACCAUUACCAUUAAAAUGCUUUUUAUCCAUG
This is a messenger RNA of Falco peregrinus (peregrine falcon), 1772 nucleotides long. RefSeq names its product peroxisomal trans-2-enoyl-CoA reductase (gene PECR). Lineage: Eukaryota; Metazoa; Chordata; Aves; Falconiformes; Falconidae. The transcript has 8 exons. Gene Ontology annotation, cellular component: peroxisome. Gene Ontology annotation, molecular function: trans-2-enoyl-CoA reductase (NADPH) activity. Gene Ontology annotation, biological process: phytol metabolic process. The record is from RefSeq and is a predicted model, not a curated record. Bases 21 to 926 code for a protein of 301 amino acids.